AUGAUAGAACUUAAUCACGAUUGCCUCUGGCAGAUAUUAACCAAUUUGGAACAAGAUAAAAACUCUCUAUACGCGGCAGCAUUAGUUAAUCAUGCUUGGUGUAAAGUUGCAAUUCAGUUUUUGUGGAAAAAACCAUUUCGUUUCUUGUAUACAUGUCGAAAGUCAUGCCAAUGUUUAACCGAAAUUCGACAUAAGAAAGCGAGAAAUCUUCUUACAACUUUCAUUACAUGUAUUGCUCAGAAUCAAGUUUUAUCUACCAUUAAUAUGCAAGACUUUGUAAUAUGGACCAACGCAUCACGCACGGCCUUCGAUUACUCAUGUUUCUUGCGUCAUAUUGACCUCCAUGACUUAUUUUUAGCUCUCAUGGAUGGUGUUAAAUAUUUAAUAUCACAUAAACAUCUCGAUUAUACAAUAGCUUUUCAUCAUAUUACAAAAUUUAUUUCACCUGGCGAUAAUUGGGAAAAUGCUGUCAUUAAGGAAAUGGCUCGUGAUAUAUGCAAGCUCUUAAUAUUACAUUGUUCUAAUCUAAGAUACUUAUCAAUUGAUAUGGCUAAUAAACAAUGGUCAAAAGAAAAUCAUAGAUGUUCAAGCCUUCCAAAUAUUUCUUUCUGGAUUACUGUCAAAGAAAUUCCCGAAGAACUUUUAUUAAUUCCAACUUAUCCCGGUGCAAUUAAAAGUUUAUCUCAAUUAGUAGAGUUUUAUUGGGGUGCCACUCAUUGGACUUCUGAAUUUUUGAUCGCCUUAUCAAAAGUUUCCAAAAGACUUCGAACACUUAUAAUUGAUAUGUCUAAUUUCGGUAGAAAUGAGAAUAAUGAUCAUGCAAGGAACUUAGGAACUUUAAUAAAAGCCCAAACUGCUUUACAAGAAAUUCAAUUCAUCAAAUGUAAACCACGUGUCUUACCAUCAAUCAUGCAAGGACUUCGUACUCAAGCUAAAUCUUUACGUUACUUUCACUUUCAAGGAAUGGUAAAAGAUUGGAGUGUAUUUUCUGAAUUAGUACAUUUAACUAAUAUACAAGAAUUGAGUUUCGUUAAGGCCAACUUUCGAUGUAGCGAAAUUGAAAUGUUAGCAUCAUCAAAUUUUCCAAAUUUGACGAAACUUGUUUUUGAUACUACUAGUUUUCGAUUUCCAAUUAUCAUACCUGAAAUUAUUAUACAAAGUUCAGGGAGAAAACUAAAGACAUUUUCAUUACCAGCAUAUUUUUAUCCAUCAUAUGAUGGAUUUAUUCCAACAGUUGCGUUAUCUGUUGCUCAAUAUUGUACAAAUUUAGUACAUUUCGAAUAUCAUGUUACUAGAAGAGAGUUUUCACAGUUGAUAAUACUAUUCGCAUCAUGUCAACAUCUUGAAAAGGUUAUGCUUGCUGGUAAUCCAGAAGAUGCAAAUGAAUUAUUAUUACAAUUAGCAGAUUUAGAGUUACCUAAUUUACGAGAAUUUGAAAUUUCCGCGCAAUGGUCUUAUACUUCAAUAUCAUUAGAGUCAUUUCUCGUCAGAUCGAAAGCACCACUCAGAGUUCUUGUGCUCCGAUCUUCACCAUGCUUUUCUGAUAAUCACUUGGAAGUCGUCUUACGAUGUUUAAGUGACACAUUACAUCGAUUACAUGUAGAAUCAGCACAAAAAAUGACUAAAGUGAUGUUGUCAAAAGCUAAUGAAUGUAUCACUGAUUUUGUGUACAAGAUGAUAUAUGAGGUUUAUAAUCCAGGAUGGUUAUUAGAAUGA
Molecule: messenger RNA, 1716 nt
Organism: Scutellospora calospora
Lineage: Eukaryota; Fungi; Glomeromycota; Glomeromycetes; Diversisporales; Gigasporaceae
Source: the annotation of a GenBank genome assembly